UUGCCUCCUCUCUCUUCUAAUCUAAACUAUUCCAAUUUAAACUGGUUUUCACCAUACAAUCUACACAAAUCUUAACAUCGACUCUAUCUCUCAUUUUUUUCUUCUUCUCCCGAGUGAUGGAUUCAAAAAUAUUGUUUUCAUGUUCUCCCAAGUGGGAAUUUUUUAGUUAUUUUCUAAGAAGUCAACUAUAAAUUAACUAACCCAAAAAAUAUUUUAUACCCAACAAGCCCCUCUUCCUCACCAAUCAAAUAGCCAUUUCAGAACCUUGAAGAUUUGUAAAGCUUGAGAAGAAGAAAUUUGUAAAGUUUGAGAAGAAGAAGAUUUGAACAUGGCAGGUGGGUCUUUUGCAGGUUUGGCCAUGGAGAGAGCAGAUCAGUACCAAGGAAAGGUCACCUCCUAUGUUAUCAUCGCCUGUCUUGUUGCGGCCAUUGGAGGGUCGAUAUUUGGCUAUGAUAUUGGGAUUUCAGGAGGAGUUACAUCAAUGGAUCCAUUUCUUUCCCGCUUCUUUUAUGAAGUGUACAAAAACAAGAAAUCAGCUCAUGAAAACAACUACUGCAAGUACAACAGCCAAAAGCUUUCAGCAUUCACCUCCUCUCUUUACCUAGCCGGUUUGGUGGCGACACUGGUGGCGUCUCCAGUUACCAGAAACUACGGGCGGCGGGCUAGCAUAAUCUGCGGCGGAAUCAGCUUCUUUGUUGGUGCUGUUCUAAAUGCCUUUGCUGUCAACAUGGCAAUGCUCCUCUUGGGUAGAAUCUUGCUUGGUGUUGGAAUUGGGUUUGGAAAUCAGGCAGUUCCACUGUACCUAUCAGAAAUGGCGCCGGCUCAUCUGAGAGGAGGGUUGAACAUGAUGUUUCAGCUGGCGACCACGCUCGGAAUCUUCACAGCAAACAUGGUCAACUACGGCACCCAAAAUCUCGACGAAUGGGGCUGGAGACUCUCCCUAGGGUUAGCAGCGGUGCCGGCAUUCAUGAUGACCGUCGGAGGCAUCUUCCUCCCGGAGACCCCAAACAGCUUGGUGGAGCGAAAAUCCAAAGACAAAGGGCGAGAAGUGCUGGAGAGGAUUCGAGGGACCACGAACGUGGACGCUGAGUUCCAAGACAUCGUCGACGCGAGCGAGAUCGCCAAUUCGAUCGAGAAUCCGUUCCGGAAUAUAUUCGAGAAGAGGAAUCGACCUCAGCUUGUCAUGGCGAUCUUCUUACCCAUGUUUCAAAUCUUGACGGGGAUUAACUCGAUCCUGUUCUAUGCUCCGGUUCUGUUUCAGACUAUGGGGUUUGGUAGAGAAGCUUCGUUAUAUGCUUCGGCCAUUACUGGAGCUGUUCUUGCUUCUUCGACGUUGAUUUCAAUGGCGACCGUUGAUCGAUUGGGACGUAGGGUUUUGCUCAUCAGUGGCGGAAUAACGAUGGUCGUAUGUCAGGUGGUAGUGGCGAUAAUCUUAGGAGUGAAGUUCGGAGUCAACCAGGAACUCUCAAAGGGCUACUCCAUACUGGUUGUGAUUGUGAUUUGUCUAUUUGUUUUGGCCUUCGGAUGGUCAUGGGGGCCAUUGGGGUGGACCAUACCAAGUGAGAUUUUUCCAUUGGAGACUCGGUCAGCUGGACAGAGCAUUACAGUGGCAGUGAACUUGCUCUUCACGUUCAUAAUAGCUCAGUCUUUCCUCUCUCUACUCUGCGCCCUCAAGUUUGGGAUAUUCCUCUUCUUUUCUGGGUGGAUUACUCUGAUGACUAUCUUUGUUUUUGUUUUCUUGCCUGAAACUAAAGGAGUACCCAUUGAAGAGAUGACCUUCUUGUGGAGAAAGCACUGGUUUUGGAAGAGAAUGGUGUCUGCUUAUUGAAAAAGAAGCUUAUGUUACGUAUAGUUUAGUCAUUGUUAAAGAAGAAAAUGUUGACUUUUUAUUAGUUUAUAUAUGUAUAAUGUCAGUUGAAAAAUUGUGAAUGUGGGUUUUCGAGAGGGAGAAAAAGAAGGCCUAGUGGUUUGUACAUGGAGAGAGCAGAGCUGUGCCAAGGAAAAGUUACGUCAUACCUUAUUCAUGCAUUCAUUGUUAUCGCUUAUAUGGAGGUUUCAUAUUCGAUUUCAUUCAAUUUUAGGAUUUUUUUGCCAUUC
Molecule: messenger RNA, 2097 nt
Organism: Humulus lupulus (European hop)
Lineage: Eukaryota; Viridiplantae; Streptophyta; Magnoliopsida; Rosales; Cannabaceae
Product: sugar transport protein 7
Exons: 4
Coding region: 329-1828 (499 amino acids)
Biological process (GO): monosaccharide transmembrane transport
Cellular component (GO): membrane
Molecular function (GO): monosaccharide transmembrane transporter activity
Source: RefSeq, a predicted model, not a curated record